This is a messenger RNA of Durio zibethinus, 2024 nucleotides long. RefSeq names its product protein IQ-DOMAIN 17-like. Gene Ontology annotation, molecular function: protein binding. The record is from RefSeq and is a predicted model, not a curated record. Lineage: Eukaryota; Viridiplantae; Streptophyta; Magnoliopsida; Malvales; Malvaceae.
UGUCUUCCUCUGGCAUUUAAAAGUGGUGGGCACUGUCAUUUAAACAAGAAUCCAUAUUCCCAUCGUCAUCUUUAUCUCACCGUUCCGGAUCUUUCUACUUAUCUUUUUUAGCUGUGUUUGAUGUAAUGCAGCUUGGUUAACCUUAUAUUUUUAUGGGGAAGAAGGGGGGGACUUCAUGGUUGACUGCUGUGAAAAGGGCUUUUAGAUCUCCUACUAAAGAGAGUCAUGACAAAAGAAGUAACAGAAGAAAGGAAGAACCUGACCAGCAAGAAGAAGAUGAAGAAAAGAAGAGAGAUAAGCGAAGGUGGAUCUUUCGUAAACCCGCAAGUCAAGAAACCGUGACGCAACAAACAACAGUGAAGGCUUCAGGUAAUGGUGCAGGUGCAGCAACUGAUUGUGCUACUGUGGCAACAGCAGAGCGAAGGCAUGCUAUUGCUGUGGCGGUGGGUAAGGCAACGGCAGCUGAGGCUGCUCUGGCUACGGCACAGGCGGCUGUACAAGUGGCUCAGUUCACUAGACCUUCCAAUUAUGCUAGAGGACACCACUAUGCUGCCAUUGUUAUUCAAACAGCUUUUAGAGGCUACCUGGCAAGGAGAGCUCUUCAUGCACUGAAAGGAUUAGUGAAGUUGCAAGCUUUAGUAAGAGGUCACAAUGUGAGAAAGCAAGCCAAGAUGACACUCCGGUGCAUGCAAGCUCUGGUUAGAGUUCAAGCUCGGGUACUUGAUCAAAGAAUGAGGCUCUCGGAUGAUGGAAGAAGAAAAUCCGCUUUUAGCGAUACAAAUAGCGUGUUGGAAUCACGGUAUCUUCAAGACAUUUCGGACAGAAGAUCACUAUCAAGAGAAGGAAGUAGCAUUGCAGAUGAUUGGGAUGAAAGGCCAAACACAGUUGAGGAAGCCAAAGCUAUGUUACAACACAAAAAAGAAGCUGCUUUGAAGCGUGAAAAGAACUUAUCCCAGGCAUUAUCUCAACAGAUGCGGAGAGCUCGUAGGAGUCCGUCAAUGGGUGGUGAAGAUAAGCUUGAAGAUAGGCCAAAAUGGCUUGACCGUUGGAUGCCUGCUAAGCCUUGGGAUAACAGAGGAAGAGCUUCAACAGAUCAAAGAGAUCCUGUCAAAACUGUAGAAAUGGACACUUCCCAGCCUUACUCAUAUUUAGCACCUAAUUAUCGAAGAACCAUCUUAAACCAAUAUCACCAACAUCAACCCCAAAAUCAAAGGCCUGGUUCACCUCUACAUAGAGCUCAACAGAAUGCUCCCCCUAUUACACCCUCUCCAUCCAAAACCCCGCCUAUUCAAGUUCGGUCCGCGAGCCCUCGUUGUCUUAGAGAAGAUAGAAGCUCAGUUUCAUCUCAAACACCAAGCUUAAGGUCCAAUUACUAUUACACUGGCAGGGUUGGUACUCAUACUAGUGGUAGUGGCAAUAAUGCUGCUAUAUUGCCUAAUUACAUGGCAGCAACUGAGUCUGCAAAGGCUAGAAUCAGGUCUCAAAGUGCACCAAGGCAGAGGCCAUCUACACCAGAGAGGGACAGAAUCGUUUCAGCCAGGAAACGGCUAGCAUUUCCAGUCCCAGAACCUUAUGGUGUUGGGAUGGGAUAUGGAGGUUGUGGUCAUAAUUUGAGGAGUCCAAGUUUUAAGAGCAUAAGUGGAUCACAUUUUGGAUUGGAACAACAGUCUAACUAUUCUUCUUGCUGUACUGAUAGCCUUGGCGGAGAGAUCUCCCCAUCUUCAACUAGUGAUCUUAGAAGGUGGUUGAGGUGAUCCUUGGUAAAACUUGAGAAACAGUAACUGCGUAGCUUCUUUGCCUAAUGUGCUUUCAUCAGUUUUAUAGAGGGAAGAGGGGUGGCUAUUCGGCUAGCUAAUCGGGUGAUUAAAGUGUGUUCAUUGUUGAUUUUGUUUUCUUUCCUCAAUUUUUGUUUAAAAUGGAAUCUAUAAGUGAGGCAAAUGUGAUGACCUCCUCACUGGGUUCUUAUUUCAGAAGAUUCAUAACCAAAUUGAGUGACUCUUUUGACUAUAUUACUAUAAAGUAAC